This is a messenger RNA of Paramuricea clavata, 1443 nucleotides long. Lineage: Eukaryota; Metazoa; Cnidaria; Anthozoa; Malacalcyonacea; Plexauridae. The record is from the annotation of a GenBank genome assembly.
UCCCUCCACGGCAAUUUCAUUUUUAAAAUACCUUUCCGCCAUUUUGCUUUGAAAUAAUUGUACUCCUCUCAACCAAUCAGCAUCCAGUAAUUUUGUCAUGCAUAGUAAUUUUGUCAAUAAUAAAUGAAAUAAUUGCGCACCCCUCUUAACCAAUCAGAUUGCAGCAAUUUUGUCAUGUAUAUAAUAAGUGGACUAAUAGACAUUUUCCAAGGGGACAUUGACUAAUAACUUUGGAUGAAAAUUGAAUGUGAAAUUAGCAAAAGUUUGUCUUUCCUUGCCAUGCAGAGUAAAACUGCGUGAUCCAUGUACGCAGUCUCAGUGUCCACUCCAGUUAAUUAAUAUUGAAGGGUUUAGGAAUAUAAUUGUUUUAAAAGCUUUCGCUGUAGAUUUUUGAAAAGUCGUAACGGACUGGACAUUAUUUUACAGCUCUCUACAAAACGGCGUCUACCAUCUACAAUCAAAGGCUUCCACAGAAAAAUAUCCAGUCUAUUGUCACAUGACUGAGAUUCCCGGAUGUGGGACAGGAGGCUGGACACUAGUGAUGAAAACUAACGGUGAUUUGGUAAGACAAAAAGAAAUUUUUAGUUUGCCGUUGUAGAAAAACGAGUGAUCUAUAGAAGUGACCUAACUCCCACGUCUUCAAAGGUCAGUUGUGUUUUGGAUAUAUAAAUGUUUUUAACAUGGCAAUGUUAUUUGUGAAAAAGAUAUUUGACAACUCGAAUUUGAGAUGCUGCUGCUCCGAGUGUCUCCACAACGAGCAAGCUAAAAAAUGUCUUGAUCAAGGUGCUGUUGAUCAAGAUCUACUCGGAUGUCUUUACUUAGAUAAUUAAAAUCAGAAACUGGUUGAUAGUCGAAUCUCAUGUUUCCCCAUCCCGUCUUCACUCUUGGUAAACUUAACUUGUACUCUAUUUCUUAAUUAAACAGAGCACAUUUACAUAUGAUUCUCUUUACUGGACGAACAAAGAAACUUAUGCAGUUGAAGAUGGACUUGAAGGACUAACAGAGAAGGAAAGUAAACUGGCCUCUUAUUGGAACACUCCUUUUAGGAAAAUAUGUCUUGGUAUGACUGUUAAUGUUGACAGAAAAUGGACGAUAUUAGAUUACGAAGCAAGUUCGCUGUACAGUGUGAUCGCAGACGGACAAUACCGAAGCACAACAGCAGGACGACCUGCAUGGAAGUCUCUGAUCGCGGGCUCGUCUUUACAAUCAAACUGCAAUGAAGAAGGUUUCAGCAUUGCAUAUGAUCCAUUCAAAGUACGUAUUGGAUAUUACGCAAAUAACGAACACCGUUGCACAUGGGCAGAUUCAUGUAUUGGAUUUGGUAUUACUUACACUGCUUGUCACAUGACAUCUCACAUUACAUGUGGUAAUAUUGCGCAGUGUAGUGGUAAUGAUAAUGGCCAUAAACUGACUGCCGCAUUUGGAUAUAUUUUAGUUCAGUAA